ACUGGAAGAGAAAGAGAUAUCAAGAGUAGGUCUGAAGGUGAUGUUGAACCUCACCAGACGGAGUGCAACCGCGAUGGCCGUGCCUGCCGUUCGUGGAACGGCUACCUUCGCGUAACGCAACCUCAUCAAAAGCCUACUUUACUGCCAUCACCUUCUGCUGCUUCUGCUUAUCGAUGUAGAUUUUAUGGCAUAUCAUGGCUGCAUAACGAGGAGAUCUCUCAUAACACUACGCAGGUAUUCCCGAACGCUGGCUUAUGAUCUGCAAGGUCCUUCUGCUGCUCAUGGACUGGACCGGUGGCGCACGCAAACGCUUCACUGCCGACAAGAACAAUGCGACGGUGCAGAAGCAGAAAGCGUACUUCGCAAAAGUGUGCGCAGAGCCCCAGCAGAUCCCGAACUCUCAGCGUAUGUUUCGUCCAAAUUAUCUGGACGAUGUGAUGCUACCACCGAAUAACGGCCUCCGGGACGUAGCAGGUCAAGCCUGGGCUUCGAGGUCAGGCACUCGAAGGCCCUCUGCUGACUAUGGUGCGAGCGGAUCUCAUAAUCGUAGCAAGCCGUCGGCAGCCACUCAGCACACUGGUCGACAUUAUAGAACGUCAGCUGUGACAGCCCACUCCCCGACCGUACCGUAUGCUCGCGAAGGACGCUCUCAUAUCCGCGAACCGCACUGCCGUUUACCGCACAGCCGUCUACCGCACGUAAGGUCACCCAUUCAGCAAGCUGUACAGACUGAGGACCAGCGGCUAGAGAAUGGUCGGCAUAGGCUCCUCGCUCAAGGUGACUGGCUAGGCUUGUCUCUGGUCCGUCCGUUGCACAUGCAGUUCACUUCCAUCCUAGACAAAGACCGCGUGGGUAAGCGUCGCAAGCUCGACAAGAGUGCGCGGCCAAAACAAGCUCAGCAGCGUUUGCUGAGUCCGCUUUUCGAGAAGCGCUUGAUCGGACCAGACUAUAUGAUGAGUGGUGCGCUGCCGCCUCAGAAUGUAGAAAUCAAAAUCGGAAGCGCGGCUCUAGCAAGCCAGACUCAGGCUUCAAAACGCUCGCGGACGCCCGUAAAUACGAGCAUGCGACAUCUCUCUACGGAAUGUGGUUCCUUGUCGGAGGAAUCCAUGCUCUUGGACGCUCACGAAGAUGAAAUGGCGCAGUGCGAUAUUGCGGAGCGCGCAUACUCCAUGGCGAAUGUCACUGCCACCGAGCAGCUUCCGUUGCGUGUAUGGGACAAAGUGGACGCACUCUCUUUUCAUGCUACUCCGAGUCUACCUGGAUUGGGCUCGUCUGAGGAUGCAAGUCCCAGCUCACUUGUUCAGGUCAUGCGGAGCGACAACGUACGCUGUAGUGAUCUUUCAAUCCUCAGCAAACACCACGGACCGCUUGACCAUCUUCACGCCGCGGACACCCGAGACCGGGCGGCAGAGUCUCAACUUGGCCCGGUUACUACGGUGAGGCAAUUCGGUGUAGUACAUGCAAACUCACACUUGGCAGGGUCGAAAAAUCUGCCCAUGAACCACAGUAAUUGUUACAACGCUCACGACCCUCCAGUAGCCCCAACACCUAACGCCGGUCAUGAGGAAAACGACAGUAACGAGGACGACGUGUGGCGGCGCCUCCUGAACAUUCCGCAGCAGAGUUCAAGCCAUGCUUCAUUGGCAGCAGUCAAAUCUUCAAGCCAGCAUCUUAGCGACGCUAGCAGGCAACAUAUCAAAGUGCUUCCUCAUUUCCCGGAGAGUGAAGAACAGGACGAGCAAUAUAUGUCAACCCCACGAGGCGUAGGCACGCAGGGGCAACCACCAGGCUUCAUCGCAACCACCCAGCCCAGCUCCUUGACAGAGACGCAACCGCCUUCAGCAUCUCUGAAGCAUAUCAUGCAUUUAGCGGAGGGAACAAUACCAAGUAGACCUCGUGAAAAGCCCGCAGUAAACGAGGACGACGACGCUCUCUGGAAGGAGUUCAUAAUCGGCAGUGGCGACGACUCGAGCGUCCGACUGUCGCAGAGCCGUCCGAACGCCUCACGAAUGGCCUACGAGAGGCCAGAAGACGUCGCUACGACGGAGUUCUCGGGGAACCUUACGAGCGGGCUCGGCACAUCCGCAAAUGCCACACACGCCGACAGUGCAGGACUCACCCCGAGUACGUUGAGUGAGCAGCUCACUAUACUCGGUGGACGCAAGUCUGCGUUGAUGGCGAACAGCAACAACCAUCUCGACCGCCCGCAGCUCUCACUGAGGGCUGAAGCUGACACAGGGAGCGGUCGCGAACCGGUACCAGACAGUGAACCGCCUGCAACGAGCGAUGCUACGCUCAAGAAUAUCCACGCCGAGAAAGGAGCUUAUCCCAUUUCUACUUCUAAGCGGCGUCAGACCAGCUAUGCAACAACGAAACACGGUGACGGCACGUUCAAGUAUCCAACAAACCCAUCUAGGAAGGUCAAAGCGCGGAAGGAGCGAGACAUAUAUGAUCUGCUCGACAGCGAUGGCGAAAGUCUCGCUUGACAAGUUACUGCAGUUCUUUUGAGACAUAUGUUUGACUUGUGAAGGCGCUCGUUCUUCUGACGGACUAAAGACCAUUAGGCUCGAUCGUAGCAUACUAGGACGGCUAACAACGUUCGCAGUGGGUCGGAGGGGAUGUUGCCCGUUCCCACCGUCCAGCCCGACGAGAGGACCCUUCUCGCGGUGACUCAAUGCAAGCAUGCAAAUGCACGUCAGAUGCCAAAUCUGGGCAGCAGGUAGAUCGUACAGCGUUGCACAAUGCAA
Messenger RNA from Baudoinia panamericana UAMH 10762, 2747 nucleotides. RefSeq lists its product as uncharacterized. The transcript has a single exon. The record is from RefSeq and is a predicted model, not a curated record. NCBI's taxonomy places the organism in Eukaryota, Fungi, Ascomycota, Dothideomycetes, Mycosphaerellales, Teratosphaeriaceae. Bases 255 to 2486 code for a protein of 743 amino acids.